Exophiala spinifera is the source of this 2094-nucleotide messenger RNA. RefSeq lists its product as uncharacterized. The coding region runs from base 1 to 2094 and encodes 697 amino acids. The transcript has 3 exons. NCBI's taxonomy places the organism in Eukaryota, Fungi, Ascomycota, Eurotiomycetes, Chaetothyriales, Herpotrichiellaceae. Gene Ontology annotation, cellular component: chromosome, centromeric region; nucleus. The record is from RefSeq and is a predicted model, not a curated record. Gene Ontology annotation, biological process: meiotic chromosome segregation.
AUGGCGAGACUAAACGAUCCUCCAGCUCCUCCCACGGAGAGCAUCGAUGCUUUAAAAAGACGCUUUAUCCGUCAAAAUCGCGAAAUAGCCCGAGUUAAUUCGACCCAGUCGCAGCGAAUUCGCAAUAUGGAAACUGAAAUAUCACGACUCGUAGCUGAAAAUGUGUCUCUCCGAGAGCAAGCGAUCGCAGCAAAAGCAGAAGCAGACAGAUGGCGCAAAGUCAAUUUUGUCAGUCAAGAUGUCAUGGACAUGAAGGACCGACUUCAGAACAAAGUUAACGAAAUGGCAAUGCUGCUGAUCGAGAUGGGUGAUCUGCCCGAGAAAGCAGCUAGAAAAACGAGGCGCAAGAGUCGCACACCGACAGAAAGUCUGGCAGAACAGGAAUGGAAAUACCGCCAAUCAAUCAGGGAAGCCACAGCCCUGGAAAAAGACGCGCAGGAAGGUCGCUUGCCGGUAAUAAUGGAAGACAAACAAUACCCAAGACGGACUCUAGAAAACGCCGAGAUUCUGUAUGUCAGAAAUGCAGGGUCAGCGCUGGAAAUCUCCGAAUCGCCAGAGAUAGGGCCGCCGCCAGUUGCACACUUUGACGUUAACGAAGAAGUUUCCUACGACAACCCCCGACAGUCGCUCGAAGGAACAAUAGAGGACCAGAUGCAGAUUUCUGCCACGGUGGAAAAGCGGAGGAAACGACGGACUAGUGCUCUCUUGCAAGACAUGCAGACCGAGGAAGCUGCCGAACCUACGAAAUCGACUCCAAUGUUAUUAAAGACUGGAGCCAAACGAAAACUGGAUGUCUCUGAGCUGGAAGAACCUGCAUUACGCCCGAACGAGGACGAUGAGUUUGUAUUUCGUCGCACACAAGACGCAGUCGCUGGCGUAGGAGCGGGAAAGAAGCCGUCGAGGUUCACACGAGCCCCUGGCCGGGAGAAUCAGAUGCUAGCAGAGACGAAGAUCCCAUCGCCACAGAAAUCAAUGGGCGAUAGGAAAAUCCUAGCUCCAAAGACGACCAACUCACCAUCCAAGAGGAAGAUUGUUGUCUCCCAGAAACUAGAUCCUGACCCACGAUCCAACGGUGAGAACCAAAGACCCACGAAUGGCAAGCCCUCACGAAGAACGACCCUACCACCGCCGCUUCCCGUUAAGGACAUAAUUAAGGACACGGAAAAAGCAGACGAGGCGAACAACCUGCCACCAAAGACUCCAGCAGCACAGGACGAAGACAUUCUUUCCCCGAUCUCGACUGAACCUUCAACCCGAACGACCCAUCACGCCAAGGAGGCAGCCAUCUCGAAUUCUGUCGAGGAUGUACUUAAUGGGAGCAUUGGUCGAGGUUCUCGACGGGCAAGGCCAGCAGUUAGCUAUGCCUUGCCAAAUCUACGUGAUAAGAUGCGAAGACCUACGAAAGAGCUUGUUGGGGCCGUUGAGGGGAUCGAGAAGCAGCGAGACACGUCUGGCAGGACAAGCAUCCGAUUGUCUUCGGCGGACCGAGUGAACUCAGAAGAGCCCCAGUCGGCGGUCGGGCAAAUCAAGCAGGAGGCGACUGGCGUCGAUGAGAAGUGGAAAGAGUUUCCUAUGAAGAAGGAUGAACCGACAAGUCCUUUGCGAGACAAGGAACGGAAAGAGGUUGCUAGAGGCAGACCUACGAAAAGGGACGAGGCUCAAACGGAACCAAAACACGAGCGUCAACGCAGUAUCGGUGAACAACUCAAGGACGCAGUCGAUCGAUUGAGUAUCUAUGAUCCACCGAUAUCUUCGCCCAUUGAAGAACCACAAAAGGCGUCGAAGGCACCAAGACCACGGAGAACGACAUUCCGUUCAAGCUACACCAAGUUCUUCAAGCUCGACCCAAGCGCCUACACCCUUAUCACGGAUGAGCUCAACGUCCAGAGCCCCUCCAUCACGGCCCGGCUCUGCAGCAAGCUCAAGAGACGAGGCGUCGUCUUCAUCUCGAACUUCAGGGGUGAAGCGCUCGAGCAGCGUUGCUUCGAAUCUACAUACGGCCGAGAUAACCGCGAACAAAGGGGUCGGCCAAGACCCCGAUCAGACGAUUACUCGCCGAAGGAGUACGAUGGUUUAGAAGACCUCGCAGCCUGA